This is a messenger RNA of Contarinia nasturtii (swede midge), 1306 nucleotides long. RefSeq lists its product as uncharacterized. Bases 36 to 1103 code for a protein of 355 amino acids. Lineage: Eukaryota; Metazoa; Arthropoda; Insecta; Diptera; Cecidomyiidae. The record is from RefSeq and is a predicted model, not a curated record. The transcript has 2 exons.
CAAUUUCUAUUUUGAAUUAUUUUUUAGUUAUAAACAUGGACCUUACGAAUUUAACAAGUGUUAUAUUUAACGAUGUAGUUAACGAUACACAUGUGUGCUAUCAUUUAGUUUAUCCCAAAAAUUUUAAUCUGGUGAAAAAGACAAAAAUCGUUCCGCAAAUUAGCGGACAAACCAUAUCUAAGAAACGAAGACGUCGCGGUAGACCGCGAAAAUCGGACGACGAACACCGUGUGACCGAUGAAACCGCCAUUGAUGACAAAUCGGAUGAUAACAUUGUUCAGUUCAAAAGCACUAGAUAUGGUAGAGUGUCAAGACCACCGAAACAUAUGAGUAAAUUUGUUGAUAUCAAAGAUGCAAGAGUAUCUGCCACAACGGCACACGAAAUCCAAAAUUCAGAACCUCAAUCCGUUCCCGAACCGAAAAAAAUUCGCAAAAAUGUUGACAAAUUCACUUGUGGUGUUUGUAAAAAGGUGUAUUUGGGACGAAAAAAACUGCUUAAGCACUAUAUCGCAUUUCCUGAUCACAAAGACUCAAUUCAAAAAAGUCAAUCGCAAACGAACGGCCUUUCGAAUGGGACAAAUAGUUUUCUUUUUGAUGAACUCAUGAAAUUUGUGGGCCGGGCAUCACAGACCGAACGAAUAUCAAUGUUCUUGGCAGAAAUCUCAAAUUUUGUUAAUACUGUUCAUUUAAUUAAACCAAAAAUCUUGCAAACAGAACAAGGCACACAUCCAUCGACUGAAUAUUAUGUAGAUAAGAAUGUGUCGAAAAUUCUCGAAUUACCUGAAGGUUUGGUUCAACUCAACGAUAAAGCAUUUGACGAUAACGUUCAACAAAACAAUAACACUUUCGGACCGUAUAUUAAAAAAGACCAACCGAAAUGUUUAGAUAGACCAACAGACAUUUCAAAUUUGCAACCACUCGGAUACAAUUUGAAUCUCUUUCCGCAAGUCAAUGAAGUUAGUUAUGAUCAAAUCACUGAUAAUGCUGUUGAGGCGGAACUUGGAAAGUCUAGUGGAAACGAUUCUGUUGGUGAUUUAACACAUGCAACAGACAUACCUUUAGAUAUGUUUUCAUUCAACAACAUAAAUAAUCAACAAAGCUGAAUUUUUAUGAAUGAAUAUUGUUUAUUUAAUGAUAAAAUAAAAUAAAAUAAAAUAGUUUUUAAUGCAUUUUGUUUGCGGACGUUAGAUGUGUAGACUUUAAGUUGAUAUCGUCUUAAUUUAUAUAUUAGUAUUGCCGGCACAAUGAAUAAUAACGGCACGUCCGGAACAUUUAAAUUAGAACUAACAGAUUUCAUAUUUCGAAG